GUCACCGUUACUGAUAACGGCUCUCUCACUCUACUUCCGUGCACCGAACCCAGCCUGCUGUCUAUAAGCUCCAUUGAGUGCUCCCAGUACGAUGGCUCCGAAGGUGGUGCGCUCCAGUAAGUUCCGGCAUGUGUUUGGUCAGGCGAUGAAGGCUGAUCAGUGCUACGAUGACGUCCGCAUCUCUCAGAUGACGUGGGACAGCAACUUCUGCACCGUCAACCCCAAAUACGUGGCCAUGAUCGUGGAGGCCAGUGGAGGCGGGGCCUUCAUGGUGCUGCCGCUAAGCAAGACGGGGCGUGUUGAUAUGUCUCAGCCGCUGGUCUGCGGUCACACCGGUCCUGUUCUUGAUAUUGAGUGGUGCCCGCACAAUGAUGACAUCAUCGCCAGUGGCUCAGAGGACUGCACCGUCAUGGUGAGACCCUACAGACACACCCUAUUGACCCUAUGCAUCCCUAUAUGUAUAUAUAGACCCCUACAGACACCAUAAACAACCCUUAUAGAUAGCCUGUAGAACAUUUAGAUGCUAUACACUCCCCU
Polyodon spathula (Mississippi paddlefish) is the source of this 537-nucleotide messenger RNA. Its product is annotated as coronin-1C-A-like. The coding region runs from base 92 to 487 and encodes 131 amino acids. Gene Ontology annotation, molecular function: actin filament binding. The record is from RefSeq and is a predicted model, not a curated record. Gene Ontology annotation, biological process: actin filament organization; cell migration. The transcript is spliced from 3 exons. Lineage: Eukaryota; Metazoa; Chordata; Actinopteri; Acipenseriformes; Polyodontidae.